This is a messenger RNA of Rhizophagus irregularis DAOM 181602=DAOM 197198, 5384 nucleotides long. Lineage: Eukaryota; Fungi; Glomeromycota; Glomeromycetes; Glomerales; Glomeraceae. The record is from RefSeq and is a predicted model, not a curated record.
AUUCCUGAUCGACAUAUUUUAGUAAUCAAUCGAUAAAUUUAUCAUUUUCACACGUUAGAAAUGGUUUCUAUAGAUAAAUUAACCAGAGAGGAACUUACCACUAUCAUUGCACAAGAAUUACAUAUUGAUGUCGCUUUUCCUUGUUUUUCUGUUGAAGAACAGACUGGAGCUACUGCUUGUUGUGUGGUCCAUAAACAUUGGCUUGCCACUUUAAAACAGGCAAAGUUUGGAGAAACUAUACAAUUAAAACGAUAUAACAAUAAUAAUCGUUCUCCUUUAAAUUCUAAUAAUUCUGAUCAAUCGAAUACCGAUGAUCGUCAAUCAUCUACUACAAAUGUCUUGGUUAGCGUUUUUUUGAAACAUCAAGUAUCGGAUAAUCGAAGGCCACAAUUGUUUUCAAAAUUCAAUUCUUGUGACAAAAAUGCACCAUUACACAAUUUUGGUGAGGAAACUGAAGUGCCAUUAAGAACUUUCCUCAAGGAGCAACUUGAAGCAAAAGAGAUAUCAAGUUUUGCAGAUAUCGAAACGCAUUAUUAUAACUAUGUUCCAGACAAAAACUCUCAGAAUGAUGAUGAUCUAACUGAUUUAAAUGAUUUUGAGCUUCAAUUAGCUAGACAAAAAGUAUUUGUUAAAAAAUUCAUAGAAGUAUUGUAUCCAGAGAGCGCCUAUUUCCGUAUCAAAUCACCACAUUCAGAGAUUGACAAUGGGGAUAUAUUAUCCAUGGAGUUAUUGUCCGAUCCUGAUUGGUCAUCCGACGUGCCAACUACGAGUCCUAAUUUAAUUGAUGUUUUUGCAGUUUUAGAAUCUGAUCGUGCUUUUUAUUUUAUGGCUCCUUAUCGUGGAACUACGUUACAGGAUUUAUUGAAAUUUAGUUCCGGUAUAUUGAAUUCAAAUGUUAAAAAGUUAUUUAUUUUAUACCAAAUAUUAAAAACUAUACAAAAACUUCAUCAGAAAGGUGUUAUUCAUGGAGGGCUCAGGCCAUCAAACAUUUUUGUGGAUGAAAAUUUAUGGGUCACAAUUGCUGGGUUUGAAUGUUCAGUCCCUGUUUGCGAUGAUGCAACGUCUCAAUGCACACAAGAAAUUGUCUUGGGAAAUAUUCCAAAAGAAAUACAAGAUGAUACGCUUACAAUGAAGUGGGUGCGAGGAGAUAUAUCAAAUUUCGAUUAUAUAAUGUCCUUAAAUUAUCUUGCCGGACGUAGAAUUGGAGAUCCAAAUUUUCAUCCAAUAUUUCCAUGGAUAACAGAUUUUACUGGGCUAGAUAUUUCACAAAAUUGGAGAGAUUUUACAAAAACAAAAUUUCGUCUCAAUAAAGGUGAUGAACAGUUGGACUUUACAUUUGAUGGGCCAGUACCUCACCAUAUUACGGAUAUUUUGUCGGACAUUACAUAUUAUGUUUAUCUUGCACGAAAAACACCCAUUCCGAUAUUGUGUCAAUAUGUGAGGACAAAAUAUGAACCAAAUGAAUAUCCAUCAUCUUUACAAAGACUAUUUGAAUGGACGCCUGAUGAAUGUAUUCCCGAAUUUUAUACAGAUCCAAGUAUAUUUACUUCGAUACAUCCGGAUAUGCCUGACUUACAAUUGCCAGUGUGGGCAUCUUCUGCUGAAGAAUUCAUAAGAAUUCAUUCUGAAGCAUUGGAAAGUGAUUAUGUGUCAAGUAAUUUAAAUCUAUGGAUAGAUUUGACAUUCGGGUGUAAACUUAGCGGUGAGGAUGCUAUAGAAGCAAAGAAUGUUGCGUUACCACUUAUUAAUGGACAUAACUCAUUCAUGAAACAUGGAAUUACACAGUUGUUUUCUGAUCUACAUCCACAAAAAUCCGUACAGAAGAUUAGCAAACAACAUUCACUUGUGUAUAAGAAUGAAGACAGGACUUUAUUGGAAAAUUAUGAAAUAAUGUCUUCAAAAAGAAGAAUUCCAUUAAAAAUGAUAGAAACAGAUUUCAAGACAACAUCAGAAACUUUAACAGAUUUUCUUAAUAUUAAUGGAUCAGAGAAAACUAUAGGAAAAUCGUAUCAUCAAUCUACUACAUCUAAUAGUAAAAUUUCAAAAUCACCAAAACUUGAACCUGCAACAUCGAGAUCGUUAUCUUUAUAUGGGAUUAUCAAUAAUCUUGAUGAAAAGAAAGACCAUCCUACCCAUCCUACGACAGUUAUGGUAACAAAUUCGGACUUAAAAGAUCGUGUUGAAACAUUGACAUCAUUGAUCAAUGCUAUACCAAUACAUUUACCUGAUGAUAUGAGAAACGAAUUUUUUAUAGAGAAAUUGAACAACUUUGAACAAGCACAUUCUUUUGCUACAAAAUAUGUACCAAAUCGGGAUAACUCUAAACAAAAUAAUAUUGGUAAGAGAGACAUUGUUCAAGAUUCGCAAUCGAAGCGUGCAUCGAUUCAUGAUGGGAUAAUGAAAUCAAAUGAAACUUCUUUUGUUUAUGGAAGAGCAUGGGAUGCUUAUUGCUUUGGAAAGAUUAUUGAAAACAUUUAUGACACUUCAAAAAACGUUACAAGUUUAUCAUUGUUAUGUAAUACAAAGAACAAAGAAAAUAAAAAAGAAAAUAUUUGCAAGUUUCCAUUACCAGUUCAAGAGAUUAUUUCUUCAUUAACUGAUCCAGAUUGGAGGAAACGUCCAUCAAUUGAUGCAAUAUUAUACUGUUCAGUACCGGUAAUGAGUUUACACGAUCAAGGUACUACUUUGCCAUUACCUGAUUGUAUACCGGAAGUUUACGAGUUUUUAACGGAUUUUCAUCAAGUAGAUUGGAUUGGUAGAUUAAAAUUAGCCGAACACUGGAUGGAUAAGUUGUGUAAUCUUACUGAUGAGGCAUUUUAUAUGAUAUUGCCAAGCUUAGUAUUAUUAUUUACAAAUGAUUCUAUAAAGUUUGAGGCAUUGAAUAUUUUUUCAAAGCUUGGUCAGAGACUAGGACAAGAUGAAACCAAAGCCCAUCUUUUGAAACCUAUUGUCUCCUUAUUUGAGUCUUCAAGACCUUCGAUCCCAAAAAUUCUAUUUGAUUCUGCUAUAAUUGAGGAAUUUAUACAUAAAUUUGGAAUUCCUAAUUUUCUUCAGCAGUUAUUUCCACUUUAUUUGGAGUCUUUAACAAUCGAAGAGAACGUGUUACCAUAUACAUUUGGAAUUACAACUGACAUAGAAACCCAACACAGCUAUGAUAAUCAAUUCAAUUUAAAAAAUACAAAAUAUUUAUCAGGAAAAGAAAUUAUGUCAGGUCCGGCAUCAACAAUAAGCGCUAGUUUGGACAAUGCAUUGCCAAGUGUAGCACAGUUAGCAAAUGAAGCGCUUGUAGAUAUAUGUACUUUAAUUGGUCCUAUAUUGAGCAAUAAAUAUGUUAUGAAGCAGGUUUAUAAAAUGUUUUUAAGAGAAAGUCCUACUUUAAAUUUUCUAAUGCAAAGUGUUUUGGCUAUUGGAAAUCAAUUUGGAGAAACAUUUAUACAACUACAAUUUUCUCAAGUAAUGGGUAUAUUGCAACAAUAUAGUUAUUUUACAAUGAAUAAUAAGAAUUAUAUAAUAUUAUGUAAUCAUUUAUCUUUGUUAGGAAAGUUAACGACAUUAAUGCCAAGUUCUAAAAUAUUAACAGAAAUAGAAUCAGGACUAUCAGAUAUUUUAACUAAAUUAUUACUAUUAUUUGGAGAAGAAUCUGAUGCUAAUGUUUCUAAGUCAACUAGUAUAACUAAUAAAAAAGAAGUAAAUAAUACUAAUAAAAAAAGCAAUUUAUUAACACAGAUAAUGAAAAAUAAAUUGUCAAUUAGUGUAAAAACAAUGGAAUUCAUAUUACAUAUUUGUAAUAAUAUUGGAAAAGUUGAGUGGAAAAAACAUAUUGCACCUAUUCUGAUAAAAUAUUUUGAAUUGUUUGAAAAAUCGGUUCAAAGUAAUGGAAAUAUGGAUGAAGCUACAUUAAGUAGGCUUGAACAGGAAAGAGAUCAACAGAUUAUAUAUGCGUAUUCACAAUUUUGUAUAUUAUUUGAACCUGAAACUAUUAGACAAAUUAUUCCUAAUAGUAAUAUUUUCGAAACAGCUAGUUUAGUUCCUUCGGGAUCUUAUUCUAAUUCAACUUCAUCUUCACUUCAUGCGAUGUCUCCAUCACUUUCAUCAGCAGAAAUUCCAAGUGAUCAAGUAUCAAUAAUAUCAUCAUCAUCUGAUAAUACUUUACAUAAAGAAAAAAGUUCUGUUUCUUCCUUAUUAACAACUUCUUCAACUAGUUUACGUUUAAAUAUAAAUGAAGAUAAAAAACAUUUACCAUUAUUAACAAAUACAAAUAAUUUUACAACAAAAGAAGCAAUUAUUACAACUACAGCAACCGCAAUGACUACGUCAGAAUUUAGUGUAAAUCGAACAUUUAGUUUACUUGGUAGUGGAGAAAUUACUAGUAGAAAAUUAUUAGAUAUCAACCACAAUAAUAUAACAAAUAUAGGAGAACGAGGAUCUCCUAUUAGAACUACGAGAAAAAUGAGUGUUGGAGGAUUAUCGACAUCAAUACCUUCUAAAAAUAAUUCUGGAAAUGUUAAAAAAUCAAAAUUAAAAGGAAUUAAUUUAUCUUGGAAAACUAAAAAUUCUUCUCAAGAAGAUUUAAAAAAUUGGACUAGAUUUUUAUCAACAAAUUCAGAGGAAAUGUCAAAUUCUAUGCAAUUUACAUUUAAUGAUUUAAAAUUAAGAACAUUUCAAGGACAUGGAUCAGCUAUUCGUUCUAUUAACACAAACGAAUAUAGUCGAUUAAUUGUAUCAGGAUCAAAAGAUCGUACAGUUAAAUUAUGGUCUUUAAAUAUUCAUCAUGGAAUAGAAAAUAAUUUAAAUGAACCAUAUUCAGAAUGUUUAAAAACAUAUACAGGACAUAAAAAAAAUACAAUUUUAGAUACUUAUUUUAUUAGUAGAGGUGAAAGUUGGGGAUUAGGUAAUCAUAUUGUUAGUUGUGAUGGACAAAUUCAUAUAUGGGAUCCUGAAACUGGAAUAACUUUACAUCAAUUUGGAAAUUUAAGAAUUCCAUAUUUAUCAAUUAAACCUAUAUUUAGAACAAGAUAUUUAGUUGGAGGUUUAUCUGAUACAACAAUUACAUUUUUUGAUACUAUGUCCUCUAGUCUUUUACAUUCAUGGAAAAGUGGAUUAGGUUUUACUGGUAUAAUAAAAACUAUAUGUAUUAAUCCAAGUGAAACUUUAAUUGCAGUUGGAUUUUCUAGUGGAAUUAUUUCACUAUUAGAAUCACGAACUGGAACAUUAAUUUAUAGUUGGAAAGCUAGUGAUACUGAUAUUACUCAUUAUCUUGUGCUUCAACAGAUCAUAUUAUUUAUAUUUGGAAUACUGAUAAUGGUUGUUUAAUAAAUACUGUUAAAGUUAAUUCAGAUAUAAUAGCAUUAAAUAUGUAUAAAGAUGAAGUCAUUACAAUUAAU